Saccoglossus kowalevskii is the source of this 1872-nucleotide messenger RNA. RefSeq names its product tubulin-specific chaperone E-like. Gene Ontology annotation, molecular function: protein binding. The record is from RefSeq and is a predicted model, not a curated record. NCBI's taxonomy places the organism in Eukaryota, Metazoa, Hemichordata, Enteropneusta, Harrimaniidae.
UGUUAUUGCCGAACGUCGAAAUUUCAACUACAUUGUGUAGACGUUUGUGGUCGUCGCGUGGAUUGUGAUCAACCCUGCAAGUUGUUGACAGAACAAUCUAAACAACUGACAACGAUCAAAAGUUCUUUUCCCGAAGUUGAUCUUCAAUGGCAAAUGUCACUGUUGGAAGCAGGUUUGUAAGUGAUGGCAACUAUGGCACUGUGAAGUACAUUGGAGAAGUGCCACCAACUGCUGGAGAGUGGCUUGGUGUUGAAUGGGAUGAACCUGAGCGGGGUAAACAUGAUGGUAUGCAUGAGGGUCAUAGAUUUUUUCACACAAACCAUCCCACCAGUGGUUCGUUCAUCAGACUAAAGAAGGCAGAGUUUGGAAUUUCUUACUGUGAAGCGUUAGUUGAAAGAUACGGUAUGCCGGAUGAUGAGGAUAUGGGAAUUGAAAAAUCUGAAUGGUUUUUCAAAACAUACGGCAAUAAACAAAAAGCUGUAGAAAUGGUUGGUGCACAGUCUGUAGCCAAACUGCAAAGAAAUCAAGAUGUUACAGAAUUAGAUUUAUCUAAAAAUCUACUGUCCUCUUUGGAACAAGUUGCGAACAUAACCAAGCAGAUGAAGUCUUUAAAGACAUUGAAAUUAAGUGAGAAUAGAUUACAGUUACCAUUACAAUCAACGAAACUUGACACCGCUUUCCAGAAUGUAUCUGAAUUAUUUCUUAAUUAUAUGAAACUAACAUGGAAAGAUAUUGUCCAGCUUUCACCAGUCUUACCAAGUUUAAAGAAUCUUCAUGUGUGUUUUAAUGACAUUUCAACAAUACCCAGGUUAGACAAUAGUUUUGAAUCUUUAGAGCUGUUAAACUUAGAAUCUAAUAACAUUGCUGACUGGAAGUCUGUGCAACAUUUAGGUCAAUUACCAAGGCUAUCAUCGCUCAUUCUUAAUAUGAAUUCUAUACCUGAGAUAUCAUUUAAAGAAACCGCCUGUGGAGAAAAGACAAAACUAUUUCCGGCUUUGAAAUCUAUAUCACUGAAUGACAAUAAACUGUCCAGUUGGAGAGAUGUUAACGAAUUGAACAAAUUAACAGGUCUUGAAGAAAUCAGACUUAAGCGUAAUCCUCUUUUGAAAGAUCAGAAGUAUUUCAACGUCAGGCAGCUUAUCAUCACCAAAAUUGAAACAUUAAAACUGUGCAAUGGUAGUGAGGUUCCAGAUAUUGAAAGGAAAACUGCAGAGUUAGAUUAUCUGAAAAGAUUUGGCCAAGAAUGGUUGGAUAGUGGUGGAAGUCAAGAUCUGGCGAUAAACAGACCCAGUGAUGAUUUCAAGAUAAAUCACCCAAGAUAUCAUAGGCUGUUGGAACGUUCCAGAUAUGAAAGGAAAACUGCAGAGUUAGAUUAUCUGAAAAGAUUUGGCCAAGAAUGGUUGGAUAGUGGUGGAAGUCAAGAUCUGGCGAUAAACAGACCCAGUGAUGAUUUCAAGAUAAAUCACCCAAGAUAUCAUAGGCUGUUGGAACUUUAUGGAGCACCGGAAAGCUCAGAAUUUUCUGCAGCGCCCUCUACAGCUCUGAAGAAUACACUGAUAAAAGUGACAAUUGUAUGUCCCCAGAAACCAGAAAUUAAAGCAGUCUCUAAAAAGUUACCAGGAUCAAUGACAGUGCAGAAAGUGAAAAACUUGAUAUCUCGGAUUUUUAAAGUCGACACAACAGAUCAGCAGCUGGCGUAUAUCAGCAAAAAGAUGGGAGGUCCAGAAGUUGAGCUAGAGAGUGAUUUGAGACAGUUAUCUUAUUAUUCACUGGAAAAUGAAGACACUAUCGUAAUUAAAUUCUAAGUCUGGAUAUGUGUACAUGCAGCAAACAAUGUGUUGUAACCAUGCAGCUAUACCUACAUGUGCUGAG